ACACCAACACAUAAAGAAAUAUGCUCCCCACCGUCCUCUUCCCGAAAAUAUCACUGCCCAAAGUAAUUUUUUAUGGCAGCGAUUGUUGAUCGCCAUCUCUAUCCUCCUCCUGCUCGGUCAAUGAUCGCACGCUUCCUUAAACACAAAUUCCCCUCCCCCUCCUCCUUCUCCUUCUUAUCUAUCUCUCUCUGCCUCGCUGAGUGCCCGGUUGUCGUUCCUAUCGAGCGAAAAAUGACCAUUGAAGAAGCGGAGCCGAAUCCUCACGUCCUAGGCUGGAUAGAGGACUCGGUGCCGCUCUUCCCUUCGUUUCUCCAUGACCCAUAUGACCCUGCCGAGAUCAAUGGCUACAACUGGUGGGAUCCGAAUCAAGAUUUCGCGCACGAUCUCAUCAACACCAGCUCGGCUUCCAUCGCCAGCACCGUCACCACAGCAGACAGCAAUACUCACGCUGAUACAACCGCCGUCACCACACACACGGCCACAGAUCCUACCGCUGCCGCCACCACUAACCAUUCAGAAGAGUCGGUCAAACAGGAAACGUCCAAGAAGAGAAAAGCAUCGUUAGGUAAUCAAGAUCACACCCGAAGGAGAAACCGAAGUGUUAGUACCAUUGAGAACCCCGGAUCCUUCAAUGUGAAGGCGGCAAAACCAGUGCUGGGAGGAGUGAAGAGGCCUUCCAGCAAGAAACGCCCAGCUAUGUCCUCGGGAAACAACAGCAACGGCGGUAACAAGGAAGGGAGGUGGGCGGAGCAGUUGCUCAACCCGUGCGCAGCCGCCAUCACUGCCAACAACCUCACACGGGUGCAACACCUCCUCUAUGUUCUCCACGAACUAGCCUCCCCGACCGGUGAUCCCAACCACCGCCUCGCCUCACAUGGCCUCCGUGCCUUGACCUACCACCUGUCCCCGUCCACCUCUCUCCCAUCAUCAGCUCCUUUCACAUUCUCAUCGGCAGAGCCGCGCUUCUUCCAGAAAUCUCUCCUCAGGUUCAACGAGAGCAGCCCCUGGUUCGCCUUCCCGAGCAACAUCGUGAACUCCUCCAUCCUCCAAGUCCUCAGCGACGAACCAGACAAGUCACGGAACCUCCACAUCGUCGACAUCGGCGUCUCCCACGGCGCACAGUGGCCGACGCUGCUAGACAACCUCAGCCGCCGCCCCGGCGGGCCCCCUCCGCUGGUCCGCCUCACUGUGAUCUCUCCCACGGGGGAAGGUGGCAACGCUGACAUCCCCUUCUCCAUGGCUCCCCCAGGCCACGACGUGUCCCCGCUCCUCCUUGGGUUCGCCAAGACCCUCAACAUCAACCUCGAAAUCAACCGCCCCGGCAAGCUCCCCCUCCAAAGCCUAAAUCCCCAAUCCAUCAACACCUCCCCGGACGAAACCCUUAUUGUCUCCGCCCAAUUCCGCCUCCAUUACCUGAGCCACAGCGACCGCACCGAGUUCCUCAAAUCCGUCCGAGCCCUGAGCCCGAAGGGCAUGAUUCUGACAGAGAACAAUGAAAACUGCGCAUGCGCAGGGUGCGUGGACUUCGCAACUGGGUUCUCCCGGCGGAUCGAGUACCUGUGGCGGUUCCUGGACUCGACGAGCGCGGCGUUCAAAGGGAGGGAGACCGAGGAGAGGAGGUUGAUGGAGGGAGAGGCAGCGAGGGCUCUGACAAGCACGGCGGAGAUGAACGAGGGGAGGGAGAGGUGGUGCGAGCGGAUGAGGGAGGCAGGGUUCACUGGGGAGGGGCUCGGCGAGGACGCCAUCGACGGAGGGCGAGCUCUGCUGAGGAAGCACGACGGGAACUGGGAGAUGAAGGUGGAGGAAGACGGCGGGAGCCAUUGCUGCGUCAGCUUAGGGUGGAAAGGUCAGCCUGUGUCCUUCUGUUCGUUAUGGAAGUUGAGCGGUGGCGGGAAAUGACGAGCGAUUCAUUAGUGAAAAAUUGUGGGGGCUUAGAGAUUAUUUAAUUAGAUUAAAGCCUAAUUAAUCAGCUUGUAAAAUAGUGAAAUUUGGUGCUUUUUGGUUAUUAUUCUUGCGUUCGCUUCCUGCGUCUGCAAUUUGCAAAGGAGCAUGAAAAGGUAAGUAGUAUAUGGUAAUGACGAGUGCCGUCCGUUUGAUUUAGCAGAUGUCUAGGUUUCCUGCCUUGUGGAUUGAAUAAGGUUUUCUGCACCUAUGUUGCAAUAACGUGUUGACGCGAUUUAUAAAUAGUAGCUCCAACUU
Eucalyptus grandis is the source of this 2199-nucleotide messenger RNA. RefSeq names its product protein NODULATION SIGNALING PATHWAY 1. Bases 73 to 1899 code for a protein of 608 amino acids. The record is from RefSeq and is a predicted model, not a curated record. Gene Ontology annotation, molecular function: DNA-binding transcription factor activity; sequence-specific DNA binding. Gene Ontology annotation, cellular component: nucleus. NCBI's taxonomy places the organism in Eukaryota, Viridiplantae, Streptophyta, Magnoliopsida, Myrtales, Myrtaceae. Gene Ontology annotation, biological process: regulation of DNA-templated transcription. The transcript has a single exon.